Periconia digitata is the source of this 777-nucleotide messenger RNA. The record is from the annotation of a GenBank genome assembly. Lineage: Eukaryota; Fungi; Ascomycota; Dothideomycetes; Pleosporales; Periconiaceae.
CAUCUGGUCAUGGCUCUCAUCAAGCUUUCCAUCUGCCUACUCUUCCAGCAAGUUUUCCCCGCCCGCGUACUUCAUACCCUUUCCUGGAUCCUCCUUGCAGUCAUCUUGAGCUGGUCCACGGGGUCCAUUCUCUUCGAGCUACUCGCAUGCCGUCCACUUACCGGAUUAUGGAGUACGUCAACAACACAUGCGAGUGCCGAGUGCAUCGAAGACCGAACAAUACCGUACAUGGUCAUGGGUGUUGGCGAUAUCGUCAUCGACACCGCAACGCUGAUUAUCGGCGCGAUCGGGGUUUGGAAGCUGGAAGUUAGUACGCGCAAUGUUCUCGCAUUGGGCUUCUUGUUCAGUAUGGGACCCUGUGUUAUGGCAAUGAGUACACUCCGAACUAUAGCUCUCAUACAGGCUUCCGCUCUUUUUGAAACAUUGACAGAAUCUUAUUUCGUUAUCUGGAGUAUUGGGGGCGCCGCUCUAUGCCAGUUCGUCGUGUGCGCGCCGUUUUUCCCAUUACUGCGUAGCCAGAAUAUACAUAAAAGAUCGGGGGACAUUGAGCUGCGGACACUCUCUUCCCAAUUUCAUUGUGUUGGCGAGCUUGAUGGGGAAAGCGAUGAAAUAAUAGGAGCACUCGGUGGCGAUUGGGCUGUUCGGGUCGAAAGAGGAGCUAACGAACACGGUUCGUAUAUUUUCACACACAUGUUGGAGUCUGGGCAUUGGAACACUACAUUACGCUCCGAUGAAGAUGGAUCUAAAAGUGACUCGAGGAGUUGGGUUGGUCUUUGA